This is a messenger RNA of Racocetra persica, 493 nucleotides long. The record is from the annotation of a GenBank genome assembly. NCBI's taxonomy places the organism in Eukaryota, Fungi, Glomeromycota, Glomeromycetes, Diversisporales, Gigasporaceae.
UUUCGUAAAACGAAAAGAAAUUGAUAUAUCUACUGAAGGCGUUUUAAGUGUUGACCCCGACACGAAAUGCUUAGUCGGAAAUUGGUCAAACUGUAUCAGCCAAUUACUCAUUGCUGCUAAUAAACAAACGAAAAAAACCGACUUACCAUCCUUGUUAGAAGCUAAGUUUUCUACUACUAUGCAAAGUUCUUUUAUUGCUAGUAAAAUUACUUUACUGGAUAACUCUCAAGAUCGUUGUUCUUACAAUCUUGGAUCUUACUGCGUUGACCAAGAAUUUUGGAAAGGAAUUGCAAGAGAAGAAUAUGGUUGUGGUGGUCUUCCGGAAUUAACUGGUUGGGUUACGUCACUUUUCCCUUAUGAUAGUUCUGAUGAAGUUGUUAAUAAUUGGUUAGAUGAAUAUCGGUUACCUAGUGGAAGAGUUGCUAUUCCAUUUAAUGUCGAAAGUGGUCAGAAAAAGAAAUUCAUCUCGGGGUUUUUGGCUGUACAUCAAGAA